GCAGGAGAUUACUGCACAGUUAGCCACUCCCCCUUCCAACCCAUAACCACUGUAGCAGCAAGCUUCUGGAGAGAAAGAGAGGGACAGGAAGGGACAACAGAGGGAGGGAGAGAGGAGCAGCCAAAGAGGGGAGGAACAGCUGUAGAAGGUGGAGAGAUGAGAGGGAGAGAGAGUAAAGUGGUGCUCCAGUAGAAGUUGGUCGUGCAUGUGAGCUUUAAAGUCGCGUUAACAGCUGGAGGUAUGCAUCGUGUUCUUCUGAGACAACUUCUAACAGCCAUAUGAGGAGAUCAUAACUGCUUUAGGCAGAUGACCAACCAGAUAUUACAAGACUUUCAACCUGAAAAUACCUUUCUGGUGACAAGGCUCUAUUAUUUUCCAAGUGCAGCCAAGCUUUAAUAAAAACUUUAGAUUAAUUAGUAAAAGUUUGAAGCUCAUGUCUGAGUGAUUCAGCACCUGCAUGCUUGACACCAACCAAAUUAGAAACACAUCUACCUGCUGGUCUGAUGAAACUCAGGGCCGACAGCCUUUCAGAAGGGAUCUUGCAGAGCUGUUUAGCCUUAAUCUCCCUCAGCACCAGCUCUGAUUGGCCUCCAUUUGUGCUCACAAGACAGGAAAAUGCACCUGUCAAAGUUAUUUUGAUGUUCUGUCAAUAAAUGUUUUGCAUGCUCUUUUUUUUUCUCCUCCCUUCGCUUCCCUCCCUCCUCUCAGCUAUGUACUUUGAGAGCUCUGUGAAAUAGACAUUAUAAAUAGUGGUCAUGGGUUGUGUAUAUUUAGCAACCCAAACAGCUUCGUGAAACCAGUGUGGUGUGAGAGAGCUGUCAUUAUCAAGCGUGUUGUGGCUCACACUCUGAUUGCCUUUCUGGAGUGAGUAUUGAGUGUAAUUAUGAGGACAAUGCAAAAUUGUGUGCCUGACCUUGUCCUGUGUGACAGGAGCUCCUGCAUCGGACGUCACUGGAGAAGCAGAAGCUGAGUCUUAUGGGGGAGGUCUCCUAUUUAAAACUAAAGCUGACCGACAUGGAGGGGAAGCAAGGCCAUGGGGCUGAGAGGCAGCACAAAGCAGAGACUGUAGUGAAUUUCAUUAGUGAGCUGCAGGAGCAGAUGUGUCAGUUUCAGAAGGAGAUCAAUAGCAAGAUCCAGGAGAAAAAGUCUUCGGAGAUCCCGACUGACAGCAGGUUUCCUGUGGUGUGUCCGUCUAAGUCCACCGAGGGCCAGAGCAAACACCUCGAGGUGUCCUGGGAUGGACCCUCAGAUGGGAUGCACCACUUAGAAGAGGUUCCAGACAGACCUGUUGGGAACACACACGGCCUGAGAGAGGGUAGCUCAGAUGUAGAGCAUCGGUGCCGCUGCGGAGGAGAAAGUGUUUUACUGAAAGAACUCAGGAUCCUCAAAGACAAAGUUCAGCAUCUGGAGGAUCAGAAGCUUCAGUAUGAAAAGAAGCUCAAAGCGACAAAGACAGAGAUCAGCAGCCUUCAACAGCUUCUGCUUAAUAAGAACACUGAGAUUGAGAGCUUGCACACUCAGUUACUGGCCAGAUCCUCUCUGACCACAGAGAGCUCAGAGAGAGAUCAAGAAGUGCAGAAACUCCGAAGUGGGAUGAAAUCACUUGUAACAGCUAAUGAAGAAAAGGACCGACGUAUUGAGGAACUCACGCUGCUCCUGAGCCAGUGCAGACAGUUCAGAGAGGUCUCUCACGUCUCAAGGCAAGCUCCAUCUGCUGUCCGUUCUUUGUCCAAUGACCGGACUCCAUCAAGCAGCAGUGAAGAAGAAGAGCAUGGAUUAACGAGGAAUGCUGACUCAGCCAGUUCAAAAUCUGAGGAUGUGAAGUCAGAAGUUUCAACAAACAGUUCGUCCUCCCAACAAACAUCUCUUCACGAGUCCAGAACGGAGCCUCUGGCGUCGAGCAGCAUGAAUGACCUAACGGAUGCCUAUUUACCAAAGAAUGGUUUGGAUGACUCUAGGAGCCAGACUCUGCCCGUGAAUUCUUCGCUUUUGGAACGAAACGGGAUUGGAGACAGUGGCACUGAUAUCCAGAGUCAAAAGUCUCCAGAUGGGAGUGAAGAUGGAGACUCCUUCCAAAAACUUAAUGAAGGAAAGUCACAGAAAGUUGAAGACAGCGAGAACUCCCCUGCUCAUGGAGAGAAUCACGUGCAGCCUGGCCAGCGAGCUGUGGGAUCUCCAGAGUACAUGAAGAACAACAGGAGCUUCAAAAAACUCUGGGGAAAGCUUCGGAGAACCCAGUCUGGAGGCUUCCAGGCUGCAGAUCCAGACGCUGGUCAGUUUAGAAGAGGGGGUUUACGAGCAACAGCAGGACCCAGACUUACCAGAACUCCAGAGUCAGACCCUACACGUGAUAUGAAUAUUCCAUUCAGCCAGUGGACCAAGGAGCAGGUGUGCGGCUGGCUAGAGGACUACGGUCUUGGCCAGUAUAUCAGCCUCGCCAGACAGUGGGUUGAAAAUGGACAAACGCUUUUGUCAGCAACACCUCAGGAAAUUGAGAAAGAGAUGGGUGUGAAGCAUCCACUCCACAGGAAGAAGCUGCAGCUUGCUCUGAGGGCCUUCACCACCAAGGUUGUAGAGAAAUCCGCAGAGCUGGACCACAUCUGGGUCACCCGAUGGUUGGAUGAUAUUGGUCUGCCUCAGUAUAAAGACCAGUUCCAUGAAGCUCGAGUCGACGGCCGCAUGAUACAAUAUCUCACUGUGAAUGACCUCUUGACCCUAAAGGUCACCAGCCAACUUCAUCACCUCAGUAUUAAAUGCGCCAUUCACGUCCUUCAUGUCAACAAGUUCAACCCGAACUGUCUUCGGCGCCGGCCAGGUGAUGAGAAACAGCCGUCUCCCUCAGAGGUGGUCCAGUGGUCCAACCAUCGUGUGAUGGAGUGGCUCAGAGCUGUUGAUCUUGCCGAGUAUGCUCCUAAUCUACGAGGCAGCGGAGUUCAUGGUGGCCUGGUUAUCCUGGAGCCUCGUUUUAGCUCAGAGACGUUGGCCUUGCUUCUGAAUAUUCCUCCACAGAAAACGUUACUCCGUCGUCAUCUGGCCAUGGCCUUCGCCGCACUGGUCGGUCUUCAAGCCAUGCAGGAGAAACGGGAGUAUGGCAACGCCACGGGCCACAUGCCCCUCACCACCACAGCCAAAGUAAAACCAAAGAAGCUGGGCUUUACCCAGUUCAGCCACCUCAGGAAGAGAAAACCUGAUGAAGCUGCAGACUACAUCUGCCCAAUAGACAGUGGAGCGCCAGCAGCCAAUGGAGACUCUCGCUUGCUCUCUCCUGUUCACAGAGGACUGAGUCCUACUCUGGACAGACACGUUGAAAAAUGACAACCAGUGGUUGUAAAAUCUGCAAAUAAUGGUCCAAGCAUUAUUUAAAUUAAAAAGCAACAAUUAAGCUCAUUCAGCAAGUGACUUACAAAAAUGAAAGGGGAAAAAAGUGUAUAUAUUAGUUGGUUGUCAUAGUGAUUUUCUGGUUUGGCUGCGUUUCUUGUGUCGUGUUUUUUUGUUGUUGUCAUUGUCCUUUAAACCAGGUGGGUUUUUUUUUAUCCUAAAGAAGGAACAAUUGUGUGUGAACUGUGCACUGCUCCCUGCAUUCCUUAUGAAGAUCAAUUCCAAAGCUUACCCUUUUGGCUUUAAAACAAGGCAUUAUUGGAUAUUUUGUACCUUUUCACCUGUAGAUUUUUGUUGUUGUAUAUCAGAAUUGUAUGUAAUAUUUAAUUGAAGUUACUUUAAGAAUGUUUGACAUUUAACUUCUGUAUUUUGAAUCUUGGCAGUGCGCUUAGUAUUCUGCAACUUCAAAUAAAACUGUUUGUAAAUUAAA
Messenger RNA from Nothobranchius furzeri (turquoise killifish), 3808 nucleotides. NCBI's taxonomy places the organism in Eukaryota, Metazoa, Chordata, Actinopteri, Cyprinodontiformes, Nothobranchiidae. The record is from RefSeq and is a predicted model, not a curated record.